AUGGGUCAGGCAGUAAGCACCCCACUGUCUUUAACUCUUGAUCAUUGGAGAGAAAUUAAAACUAGGGCUUAUAAUCUAUCAGUGGAGGUCCGAAAGAGGCCUUGGCAAACCUUCUGCACCUCUGAGUGGCCAACUUUCGGUGUUGGCUGGCCACCCGAGGGAACCUUUAAUCUUUCUCUCAUUUUUGCAGUCAGACAGUGUGUUUACCAGGAACAAACUGGCCAUCCCGACCAGGUGCCAUACAUCAUUGUCUGGCAAAAUCUAGGCCAGUUUCCCCCUCCUUGGGUAAAACCCUGGGUCUCUGGGCUCCCUAAGACUACGGUUGCGGUUGCUCAGGAGUCCGGAACUCCUUGACAGGAACCGUUAGCCCCUCCCAAAAUCUAUCCAGAGGUAGAAGACCUCAUGUGGGGUGAUGCCCUACCUCCCCCUUACCCUGCACCUCAGCCAUUGCCACCAGCCCCCGAGGCGCCUGAGCCUGCGGUUCCCCCCCAACACUCUUCUGAGGGAGGUGAGGCAACUGGACCAGCGGCAGGGACCCGGAGUCAACGAGGCCGCAGCCCAGAGGGGGCUGACUCCACCGUAGCCUUCCCCCUCCGAAGCUAUGUAGGCGGUCCACCUCCGGGCCCAAAUGACCUCAGUCCCCUCCAAUAUUAGCCAUUUUCCUCAGUAGAUCUUUAUAACUGGAAAACUAACCAUCCCUCCUUUUCAGAAAAUCCUACAGGUUUAACAGGACUCCUUGAGUCCCUCAUGUUCUCCCACCAACCCACAUGGGAUGAUUGCCAGCAGCUUCUGCAGGUCCUCUUCACUACAGAGGAGAGGGAGAGAAUCCUGUUAGAGGCCCGCAAGAAUGUCCUUGGGCAGGAUGGGACUCCCACCGGUCUCCCCAACCUCAUAGAUGCAGCUUUCCCACUGACUCGCCCCAAUUGGGAUUACAACACAGCGGAAGGUAGGGAGCGUCUCCUGAUCUAUCGCCGGACUCUAGUGGCAGGUCUCAAAGGAGCCGCUCGUCAGCCCACUAAUUUGGCUAAGGUGAGAGAAGUCCUGCAGGGACCAAUGGAGCCACUCUCUGUCUUUUUAGAACGCCUCAUGGAGGCAUACCGGGACUCCAGGACUAUACCCUACAGGACUUAGUAAAGGAAGAGAGAAAGUGUAUCACAAAGAGAGACAGAGGAAGAGAAGCAGAAUAGAAAAAAGAGAGAAAUAGAGGAAAGGGAAAACCGGCGUAACCGCAGACAAGAAAGAAAUUUAACCAGAAUUUUGGGCACAGUAGUAGGUAAUAAAAAGUCAGGAACUGGACAGUCAGGGUACCUGGGCAACGGGGCCAAAAGACCACCGGGAGAAAAAAAAGAUUCUCACUUGAGAAGGACCAUGGUACUAGGAGCCACUGGUAGCAAAUUUUACCCCUGGACCACCAAGUGUGUUCUAGAAAUUGGAAAAAAACAAGUGACUCAUUCUUUCCUGGUGAUCCCUGAGUGCCCUGCCCCCCUCCUGGGUUGGGACUUACUCACUAAACUUAAGGCUCAAGUACAGUUUACCCCCAAGGGGCCAGAAGUGACUUGGGGGGAGACACCGGUAGCUUGCCUGGUUCUAAAUCUAGAAGAAGAAUAUCGCCUCCAUGAACAAGAGCACAAGCAAUUAUUACCAGCCCCCGAAUGGUUGUCUGAGUUUCCUGAAAUAUGGGCUGAGCAAGCAGGGAUGGGAUUAGCCAAACAAGUACCACCAGUUGUGGUAGAAUUAAAGGCAAAUGCCUCCCCCAUAUCCAUAAAACAAUAUCCUAUGAGCAAGGGGGCAAAGGAAGACAUCCGGCCACACAUUCAGAGACUCCUAAACCAAGGAAUCUUGGUACCUUGUCAAUCUCCAUGGAACACCCCUCUCCUGCCAGUACGAAAGCCUGGGACUAAUGACUAUCGACCAGUGCAGGAUCUGCGAGAGGUCAAUAAAAGAGUACAGGACAUACACCCAACUGUUCCGAACCCUUACAAUUUGCUAAGUUCUCUUCCACCAGAUCGAGCUUGGUACACUGUCUUGGAUUUAAAGGAUGCUUUCUUCUGCCUCCGGUUACACCCUAAUAGUUAAGCCCUGUUCGCCUUCGAAUGGAGAGACCCAGAAGGGGGAUAUACAGGCCAAUUAACCUGGACUAGACUGCCUCAGGGAUUCAAGAACUCCCCUACCCUCUUUGAUGAAGCGCCCCACCGCGACCUUGCACCUUUUAGGGCACAGAACCCUCAGAUCUCUCUUUUAUAGUAUGUAGAUGACCUACUGGUCGCAGCCUCCACUUAGGAACUAUGCCUUGAUGGAACCAAGAAGCUCCUGAACGAAUUGGGUGAGUAGGGGUAUCGGAUAUCGGCCAAGAAGGCCCAGUUAUGUCGCACCGAAGUAACCUAUCUAGGGUACACUCUGCGAGAAGGGAAGCGGUGGCUUACUGAAGCCCGAAAAAAGACUGUGAUGCUGAUCCCGACCCCCACUACCCCACGCCAAGUACGUGAGUUUCUGGGAACAGCGGGUUUCUGUAGACUCUGGAUACCGGGGUUCGCAACGCUGGCGGCCCCUCUGUAUCCGCUUACUAAAGAAAAAAUUCCUUUCACAUGGACUGAGGAACAUCAAAGAGCCUUUGACAGUAUAAAAACAGCCCUGCUUACAGCCCCAGCUCUGGCUUUGCCAGACCUAACCAAGCCUUUCACUCUAUAUGUUGAUGAGCGGGCUGGUGUGGCUCGUGGGGUCUUGACUCAGACUCUGGGACCAUGGAAACGACCUGUAGCUUACCUGUCAAAGAAACUAGACCCUGUUGCCAGCGGGUGGCCUUCCUGCUUAAAAGCCAUUGCAGCAGUAGCUUUGCUUGUCAAAGAUGCUGAUAAACUCACCAUGGGCCAACAAGUGACUGUGACCGCCCCCCAUGCCCUAGAGAGCAUCAUAAGACAGCCUCCUGACAGGUGGAUGACUAAUGCCCGGAUGACUCAUUACCAGAGCCUGUUAUUAAAUGACCGAGUGACUUUUGCCCCACCAGCCAUUCUCAACCCUGCCACCCUUCUCCCUUUGACAGGUAACGCUACCCCUGCACACCGCUGUGCUGACAUCCUGGCCGAAGAAACUGGGACAAAAAAAGACCUGACUGACCAACCGUGGCCAGGAGUGCCUAAUUGGUACACUGACAGUAGCAGUUUUGUAGUCGAAGGAAAAAGAAGGGCGGGGGCGGCGGUGGUGGAUCAUAAGCAGGUAAUCUGGGCAAGUAGUCUUCCAGAAGGGACGUCAGCUCAGAAGGCAGAACUCAUGGCGUUAAUCCAGGCCCUGCGGCUGGCAGAAGGUAAGACCAUCAACAUCUAUACUGAUAGCCACUAUGCUUUCGCCACAGCCCACAUUCAUGGGGCCAUCUAUAGGCAAAGGGGCUUGCUCACUUCCGCAGGCAGGGAGAUAAAAAACAAAGAAGAAAUUCUUGCCCUCCUUGAGGCUAUACAUCAGCCCAAGAAAAUAGCCAUUAUCCACUGCUUGGGCCACCAAAGGGGACUUGAUUCGGUAUCUCAAGGGAAUCAGAGGGCUGAUGCAGCNGCGAAACAGGCGGCCCAGGGAGCACAGAUUUUAGUAGAACAGAAAGAAGCGGCAUUUCCCGACCCCCCUCUCCCCAUCGGUCCCAGUUACACCUACUCAGACCAAGACCUGCGGGAUGUAGAAUCGAUGGUCUGCCACAGCAAGGCCCGGGAAUUUCACUUCCAUGGAUUAGCACAAACCUUAGAUGGACGGAUUAUCUCGCCCACAGAAGAAGGAAAAAAAUAUGUUCAAAAAUUGCACCAACUGACCCAUCUAGGCCCAGACAAACUGACUCAACUGAUCCGGUCUUCCAAUUAUUAUAUCUUGAGACUUAAGGCCAUAAUAAGAGAAGUCACUGAAUCCUGCACGGCCUGUGCCCUCACUAAUGCGACUCGGCCUUGCCUACCGCAAGGAAAACGCCAGUGUGGGGACAGGCCAGGAGUCUACUGGGAAGUAGACUUUACAGAAGUUAAACCAGGAUUGUAUGGUAACAAAUAUAUACUAGUGUUCAUAGAUACCUUCUCUGGGUGGGUAGAAGCCUUCCCCACUAAAGCUGAGACCGCUCAGGUGGUAGCCAAGAAAAUCCUCGAAGAAAUUCUGCUGCAGUUUGGAAUUCCUAAGGUAAUUGGUUCAGAUAAUGGACCCGCUUUCGUUGCCCAGGUAAGUCAGGGACUGGCCUCACACCUGGGGACUGAUUGGAAAUUACAUUGUGCAUAUAGACCCCAGAGUUCAGGACAGGUAGAAAGAAUGAAUAGGACCCUAAAAGAGACCUUGACUAAAUUGUCCAUUGAGACCGGUGGUAGAGACUGGGUGGCCCUCCUUCCCUUUACGCUUCUCCGAGUCCGGAACACACCUGGACGUUUCGGACUCACCCCUUAUGAGAUCUUGUAUGAGGGACCGCCCCCCUUGACCAGGUCUGAUGGGAUAUUGGAUCCCAACAUUGACCCGUCCUUACCUUCUACUUUGUUUGCUCACCUAAAGGCCCUAGAGGUUGUCAGAACCCAGAUUUGGGACCAGAUCAAAGCGACCUACGCCCCAGGGGACACCACGGUACCCCACAAGUUUCAGAUCGGAGACUCCGUCCUUGUCAGACGACACUGUGCUGGUACACUUGAGCUCCGGUGGAAAGGACCCUUUCUGGUGCUACUGACGACCCCCACAUCAGUAAAAGUAGACGGAAUCGCCACUUAGAUCCAUGCCUCCCACGUCAAGAGAGCCGCCAAUCAGGAUAAAGAAAACCAACAACAAGAUGACUGGAUGGUGGCUACUACUGAUAAUCCUCUUAAGCGCCUGCUGCACAGAGAUGGCCCUCCCAACUCUCCUAAUCCUCACACUCCAUUUCACCUGUGGCAACAAUACCAGAUCCUACAAGAGACUGAAACAUCACUCUAA
Mus caroli (Ryukyu mouse) is the source of this 4914-nucleotide messenger RNA. The record is from RefSeq and is a predicted model, not a curated record. Lineage: Eukaryota; Metazoa; Chordata; Mammalia; Rodentia; Muridae.